This is a messenger RNA of Triticum turgidum subsp. durum (durum wheat), 6141 nucleotides long. The record is from the annotation of a GenBank genome assembly. NCBI's taxonomy places the organism in Eukaryota, Viridiplantae, Streptophyta, Magnoliopsida, Poales, Poaceae.
AUGCGGCGUCUUGCUUGCGCGGUGGCGCUGCUUCUCGCUUCCCUUCUUGGAUCCACAGGUACUGAUCUGGCGCCUGCUCCCGGGGUUGGUAGUUCGCCUGUCGAUCAAGGACAAGCUUCCAGUCCUCCUGGACCUUCCUCCGCCCUCGGUCCAGUGACUCUUCCAGCAGCACCCCCUACUUCAUCAGCAAGUCCUCCCCUCCAGAAGGGGGCAGUUCCGGCUGAGCCGCAGGCCGCACCGGCUCCGGUAGUCCCCCCUAAAGGUUACAACGCGCCUCCUCCGAUUGAGUCUGCGUCGCCUCCAGUAGUGUCCACGUCUCCUCCAGCUGAGUCUGCACCUCCUCCAGUUGAGUCUGCGUUGCCUCCAGUAGUGUCCACGUCUCCUCCAGCUGAGUCUGCGCCUCCUCCGGUUGUGUCUGUGCCUCCUCCGGUUGAGCCUGCUCCUCCUCCUGCUGUCACUGAGGAGGUGCCCCCGGCAGCAGCUCCUCCGCCGCAAGCUGCAGCUGGAAACCCCACACCAAUACUUCCUGGGUCACCUGCAUUGCUACCUUCAGUUCAGGCUCCUACUCCAUCUGUGGCUGUGAAGCCUAAUCUGCCACUACCACCGCCUGCUUCGCUACCUUCAGUUCAGGCUCCGACUCCAUCUGUGGCUGUGAAGCCUAAUGUGCCACUGGCACCUCCUCCUUCACUACCUUCAACUCAGGCUCCUACUCCAUCUGUGGCUGUGAAGCCUAAUGUGCCACUAGUGCCUCCUGCUUCACUACCUUCAGUUCAGGCUCCAACUCCAUCUGUGGCUGUGAAGCCUAAUGUGCCACUAGUGCCUCCUCCUUCACUAUCUUCAGUUCAAGCUCCUGCUCCAUCUGUGGCUGUGAAGCCUAAUGUGCCACUAGCGCCUCCGCCUUCUGUGAACAAUCAACCAGGUACACCAAUUGGAUCAGGUAAUGAUGUCCCUCCGUAUCCACCACCUGAAGGCAUUUUCCCGGCAGUUCCUCCUUCCGCUUCAGUUCCUCCGCAACAUGUGAAACCUCCAAUUUCACCACCUAUUAUCGCACAUGCACCUCAACAACAAGCACAAGCUCCAAAUGCUGAGCAUAACAAUAGAAACACGGCACCCCCAGCAAAUACUUCCCCUCCUGCAAGUGGUAAGAACCAUGACAUUCAACGUGCAUCUCCACCAAAGGAACCUAGUACUGCACCGGUUCACAAAUCACCAACUAGAGGGUUUGCGCCUGCAGCAAGUCCUCUGCCCCACAACACAAAUAUGCCUACACUCCCGAGGAAUGCAUCAACGGUUCCACAUGCUCAACCCCCAUCGUUAGGGGUAGCUCCUAAGCCAGCACCCACUGGCAGAUCUCAUCCUCCGACACCAACGAAAGGAGAACGCCCAUCAUUUUCCCCAUCUUACCCACCACCCCAUGCUCAAGGCCAUCCAAACCUCCAUGUGCAUCCUCCAUCUCCUCCACCAGUGUCACCAAAGGGCCCCUCUAAUGGCAGCAAAGGACCUCGUGUUUCUCCUACUCUUCCACCAAUUCCUCCUGAAACAGAUCCCAGAGCACCAUCAACUCAUCCUAUUUGGGCAUUGCCCCCACCACCACCUAAUUUAGAUUGCAAAUUGUUAGUGUGCCCAGAGCCUCUAACGGAUCCACCCGCGGGAGCUCCAUGUGCUUGUGUUCUACCAAUUAAAGUUGGAAUCCGUUUAAGUGUGGACCUUUAUUCAUUCUUUCCGUUAGUUUCGGAUUUUGCUGACGAAGUGGGAUCUGGGGUAAACAUGGCACGGCGGCAGGUUCGUGUUAUGGGUGCAAAUGUGGCUGGCGAUCAACCUGACAAGACAGUAGUUCUUGUGCAUCUGGUACCAAUGCAUGUGAAUUUUGAUAAAGCUACUGCCUUGUCGACAUUUCAAAGCUUGUGGAGCAAAAAGAUUUCUCUCAAACCGUCAGUUUUCGGGGACUAUGAGAUUCUCUAUGUUGUCUAUCCAGGGCUUCCUCCUUCUCCGCCUUCAGCACCAGCUGGUGCAUUCGGCAACAGCAGAAAUGCAAGGGCAAUGAAGCCCCUGGGGGUUGAUGUAGGAAGACCCAAAAGAAAAGUGAAUGGGAGCGUAAUUGCUAUUGCUGUUCUAUCCACUGUUAUAGCAUUGAUUAUUUGCACUGUGGCUGCAUGGUUGCUGAUACUCAGAUUCAGGGAUUCAGAUGACAUGGCUCAAGGAUAUCCACAUAGUGCAAUUCCAAAAAUUUCCAGGUCUUCCGGGACAUGUAACACACUUUUAGCUGGUCGCCGUAGUACUCAAUCAGGUCCAUCAAGUUCACUGGGGUCAAGUAUGGCAGCAUACGCAGGGCAGGCAAAGACAUUCAAAUUUGCUGAGAUAGAAAAGGCUACAAAUGGCUUUGACGAUUCGUCGAUACUUGGGGAAGGUGGCUUCGGAUGUGUGUACCAAGGGACACUUGAAGAUGGAACCACAGUUGCAGUAAAGGUUCUGAAAAGAUUUGAUGGCCAAGGUGAACGAGAGUUCUUGGCAGAGGUUGAGAUGCUGGGACGCUUGCAUCACCGAAAUUUGGUCAAGUUGUUAGGCAUAUGCGUGGAGGAGAAUGCACGGUGUCUGGUAUAUGAACUUAUUCCAAAUGGCAGCGUUGAGUCCCAUUUGCAUGGAGCCGACCGCGAGAUAGCUCCACUUGAUUGGAAUGCACGUAUGAAGAUAGCCCUGGGGGCAGGGCGGGCACUAGCAUAUCUACAUGAAGACUCAAGCCCUUGUGUGAUUCAUCGUGAUUUCAAGUCAAGCAACAUACUGCUAGAGCAUGAUUUCACACCAAAAGUUUCAGACUUUGGACUGGCCAGGACUGCGAGGGGGGAGGGGAACCAGCACAUCUCCACCCGCGUCAUGGGAACAUUCGGUUAUGUUGCACCGGAGUACGCCAUGACGGGCCAUCUUCUUGUCAAGAGUGAUGUAUACAGCUAUGGAGUCGUAUUACUUGAACUUCUCACAGGUAGGAAGCCUGUGGACAUGUCUCAGCCUGCAGGCCAAGAAAGCCUAGUCGCAUGGGCUCGCCCAUAUCUGACAAAUGUGGUGGGCUUGCGUCAAGCUGUUGAUCCACUUCUUGGCCCUAAUGUGCCACUGGACAACGUGGCAAAAGCAGCUGCCAUCGCAUCCAUGUGUGUACAGCCUGAGGUUGCACACCGACCGAGCAUGAGCGAAGUUGUGCAGGCCUUGAAGCUUGUCUGCAGCGAGGGUGAUGAGGGUCUUGGUUCGGGAAGUUUCAGCCAGGAAUUGGCGGCUCGUACGACAGCGGCUUACGAUGUAACUGGCAUGGAAGCGGAGAGGGUGCUAUUAUCUGAGAUGUUUGGUUCAACGCCUGUCUUCACUCCAGCUGACGAUUCAGGUUCUUUCCGCAUGCAGUCCAGCUCUGGCCCCCUGAUGACAGGCAAGAACAAGAAGUUCUGGCAGAGGAUGCGAAACUUGUCGAGAGGGAUUAGUCUGCACAAUAUUAUGCUUUUCAACUUGCCAAGAGUCACAACACCAAUUGCUGUACGGUGGUUCAUCUCAGUUGCAAAUGCAGCAGGCUUUGGUCGAGAUAUUUCUCCUGUUCAGUUCGCCACCCUGUUAAAGGAAUGCAGGUCGGUGAAUGCAGUCCAUCAAGUUCACCAGAAGCUCAUUUCUUCGGGUCUUCUUUCUUAUCCAGCAUCGUUGUUGGAAGUGUCGUUUCCACCUUUGCCAUCUCAGCCGUAUUUAUCACCAAGAUCUUUGGGUACUGGUGUCGUAGCUGCUUAUCUUGCGUGUGGUUCCAAAGAUGAGGCUCUCACAGCAUUGGAGCAUGUUGUGCCGUCUCCAGCUGUCUGGUGGAAUCUACUCAUCCGAGAACACAUCAAAGAGGGCCACCUUGACCAUGCCAUUGCAGUAUCUUGCCGGAUGCUGCGUGCUGGAACCAGACCGGACCAUUUUACUCUGCCGCAUAUACUAAAGGCCUGUGGAGAGCUACCCUCGUACCGUUGUGGUAUCACAUUACAUGGACUUAUAUGCUGCAAUGGCUUUGAGUCAAACGUCUUUGUAUGCAAUGCAUUGGUGGCAAUGUAUGCCCGCUGUGGUUCACUGAAGGAAGCCAGCCAGGUGUUCGAGGAAAUAGCUCAGAGGGGAAUUGAUGAUGUCAUAUCAUGGAAUUCAAUUGUUGCAGCCCAUGUUAAACACAAUAGUCCAUGGACCGCGUUGGAUAUGUUCUCGAAAAUGGCAAUGAUUGUCCACGAGAAGGCUACAAAUGAUAGGUCUGACAUCAUUAGCAUUGUGAACAUUCUUCCUGCAUGUGCUUCUCUAAAGGCACUACCUCGAACUAGAGAAAUUCAUGGAAAUACCAUUCGGAAUGGUACAUUUCCAGAUGUUUUUGUAGGCAAUGCUCUGGUUGAUACUUAUGCAAAAUGUGGUUCAAUGAAGAAUGCGGUAAAGGUUUUCAAUAUGAUGGAAAUCAAAGAUGUUGUUUCUUGGAAUGCAAUCGUGACUGGCUACUCCCAAAGUGGGAACUUUGAGGCAGCCUUUGAGAUUUUUAAGAAUAUGCGCAAGGAAAACAUCUCAGCAGAUGUAGUGACCUGGACUGCUGUAAUUGCCGGGUAUGCUCAGAGAGGAUGUGGCCAAGAGGCACUCAAUGUUUUCCGACAAAUGCUCUUUUCUGGUUCAGAGCCAAAUUCUAUCACAAUCAUCUCUGUGCUGUCUGCUUGUGCUUCCUUGGGAGCAUAUUCUCAGGGUAUGGAAACUCAUGCCUACUCUCUGAAGAAUCGUCUUCUAUCUUUGGAUAACCAUUUUGGUGGUACUGGCGAUGAGGAGGAUCUCAUGGUGCACAAUGCUUUAAUAGAUAUGUACUCAAAGUGCAGAAUCUUCAAAGCUGCACGUUCUAUAUUUGACUCUAUACCCCGAAAGGAACGUAAUGUGGUGACUUGGACUGUGAUGAUAGGUGGGUAUGCACAAUAUGGGGACUCUAAUGAUGCCCUCGGGCUUUUCUCACAGAUGCUCUCGAAACCACACGCAGUUGCCCCGAAUGCAUUUACGGUUUCCUGCAUUCUGAUGGCCUGUGCACAUCUGUCAGCCCUGCGUGUGGGUAAGCAAAUCCAUGCUUAUGUGGUUCGUCAACAUCAAUAUGAAGCAUCUACAUACUUUGUGGCAAACUGUCUUAUUGACAUGUACUCAAAGUGUGGUGAUGUCGAUACAGCUAGGUAUGUAUUUGAUGGCAUGUCACAAAGGAAUGAUAUUUCAUGGACAUCAAUGAUGGCAGGAUAUGGGAUGCAUGGUCGUGGCAAUGAGGCCCUGGAAAUAUUUGACAAGAUGCAAAUGGCAGGCUUUGUUCCUGAUGAUAUAUCAUUCCUGGUUGUUCUAUAUGCUUGCAGCCAUUCUAGAAUGAUUGAUCGAGGCCUGGAUUACUUUGACAGCAUGAGCAGAGAUUACGGUGUGGCUGCCUGUGCAGAGCAUUAUGCUUGUGUCAUUGACUUGCUGGCCCGCUCCGGGCAGAUAGAUAGGGCAUGGAAUAUGGUCAAAGACAUGCCAAUGGAGCCUACUGCAGUAGUCUGGGUUGCAUUGCUUAGUGCGUGUAGAGUACAUUCAAAUGUAGAACUUGCUGAAUAUGCUCUUAACAAGCUAGUUGAGAUGAAUGCAGAGAAUGAUGGAUCUUACACGCUCAUCUCCAACAUAUAUGCUAAUGCAAGGCGUUGGAAGGAUGUAGCCAGAAUCAGAAACCUGAUGAAGAACUCCGGGAUUAAGAAGAGGCCCGGUUGUAGUUGGGUCCAGGGUAAGAAAGGAACUGCGUCUUUCUUUGUUGGAGAUCGAUCGCAUUCUCUAUCCCCUCAGAUUUAUGCCCUUCUGGAGAGACUGAUUGAUCGCAUCAAAUCUAUGGGUUAUGUUCCUGAGACAAAUUUUGCACUCCACGAUGUCGAUGAUGAGGAGAAAAAUAACCUGCUUGCUGAGCACAGCGAGAAGCUUGCUCUCGCAUAUGGCCUCCUCACAACUUCCCCUGGUUGUCCAAUAAGGAUCACAAAGAACCUGCGCGUUUGCGGUGAUUGCCACAGUGCUUUCACCUACAUCUCAAAGAUUGUUGACCAUGAGAUCAUUGUGCGGGACUCCAGUCGCUUUCAUCAUUUUAAGAAUGGUGUGUGCUCUUGUGGUGACUAUUGGUGA